UGGGAAUGAAACGACGCCAGUGGCUUUUGCUGAGGGGCAUUGACCGUGGAAGGAAGCACGCUGACUUUGGAUAUCUCCGGCAGAGAGGCCACCUUGCCGUGGAGAGGCUUUCGGCUCUAAACCUCGAGGAGGAAGGAGUCAUCCCCGACGAGUACUUCUGAUGAAAAUAAUGGUGAGGGCAAUUUCGCCUAGGUCAGGCAGUGGAG
This is a messenger RNA of Linum tenue, 206 nucleotides long. Lineage: Eukaryota; Viridiplantae; Streptophyta; Magnoliopsida; Malpighiales; Linaceae. The record is from the annotation of a GenBank genome assembly.